AUGGUGUCCAUCACCUAUGUUUUGGGGACUUUGUCCCUCUUUCUGUCAGGUUUACAGCUCGCACAGGCUUUUACCCCUGGACACCAGAUUAUUGAGCGACUUGGAAAUGCACCCAAGGGCUGGGAAAGAGGUGGGGCACCGCCGCCAUCGACGUUGAUGAGGUUUCGGCUGGCACUCUAUCAGGAGAGAGCGGCCGAAUUCGAACAAAAGGUCAUGGACCUUGCAACGCCGGAUCAUCACAGCUAUGGCAAACACAUGAAUCGGGACGAGAUUCGGGAGUACCUACGUCCAUCUGAUCAGGCUCUGGAAGCAAUCAUAUCGUGGAUGGAAUCCGAACACGUUUCCGCGAACUCAGUCGAGAUACAUGGAAAUUGGAUUACAUUUACUGUUCCAGUAUUCAAAGCUGAGCAACUGUUGAAAACACAAUUUGUUCACUUCUACAACGAUGUGACAAAAACGACGGUUAUCAGGACGCUCGAAUAUUCUGUUCCCCGGGAGGUUCAUUCGUAUGUUCAAUUGAUUCAGCCAACAACCCGGUUUGGACAUUCCGGUCCACAGGCAGGGCAACCAAGCCUUAAACCCGCUGUAGUUGGCUUCGAUGAAUUGACGGGAAACUGUUCGAUAAAUAUGACUCCGGAUUGCCUUCGGCAAUUAUAUGGGAUUUUUGAUACCUACGCCAGGCCAGACCCUUGCAAUCGACUUGGCAUCUCUGGCUAUCUGGACCAAUACGCACGCUAUGAUGACUUUCAUGCCUUCAUGCAAACAUUUGCGCCAAAUAGAACAGAUGCGAACUUCACUGUUGUGUCGAUUAAUGGUGGUCUCAACGAGCAAAACUCUGCCAAAGGGAGCACCGAAGCAAGUUUGGACAUGCAGUACUCCGCUGCCUUGGCAUAUGACACGCUCACGACAUUCUAUACAACCGCAGGCCGCGCUCCUCGAAACCCCGGGGUAGAUUCCAACCCUACUGUGUCCUCUAAUGAGCCCUACCUUGAACAACUUCACUACCUCUUAGGUCUUACCGACGAGGAACUUCCCGCUGUUCUCUCCACCUCCUACGGCGAAUAUGAACAAAAUGUCCCCGAGUCCUAUUUAGAGGCCACCUGCAACCUAUUCGCCCAGCUUGGAGCACGUGGAGUCUCGGUGAUUUUCAGUAGCGGCGACUCGGGUGCUGGAGGAUCGUGCUUAACCAAUGACGGGACCAGCAGGACGAGAUUUCAACCUUUCUUCCCAGCUACUUGUCCUUUUGUUACAUCCGUCGGUGGAACAUACGAUAUGAAGCCAGAGAAAGCUGCUAAAUUCUCUGGGGGAGGGUUCUCUGAGCGAUUUAGGCGCCCGGUAUACCAGGAGCAGAGUGUUAAUGCCUAUCUCAAACUCCUGGGGAACAAAUGGGAUGGACUAUAUAAUGCGCAAGGAAGAGGCGUUCCAGAUGUUGCUGCUCAGGCCAGUGAUUUCGUCAUUGUCGACCAUGGAUCUUUGUUGAGAAUUGGAGGCACCAGUGCCGCCGCUCCAGUCUUUGCGGCCAUUAUUUCCCGGUUGAACGCCGCACGACUGGCCCAAAACCAACCACGAAUGGGAUUUCUAAAUCCAUGGCUCUACUCCAUCAACCAGACUGGAUUUGCAGAUAUCGUUGAUGGGGGUUCAACCGGCUGCACUGGGAAAUCUGAAUCUGGCGGCCGCGCAUCGUUCGUACCCGCCGAUCUUCGAUCCAUCAUCUCUGAGCUCAGCAACGCUCUGGACCGCAAACAAAUCGAUGCUGCCAACAACCUCCUCAGCCGCGCCAAGCGAACACUCAUGCUUCAGAAUGCAUUGAUCCCGACUUCCUCUACCGCGCCCGAGCUGGUUGCUCUCGCUCGCCAGGUUCUCGAACUCGGCGCCCUGGCUUCUAUCAGACAGACCGACGCCCCCACCUUCACAAGAUAUUACCAGCAGCUGCAGCCCUUUUACGAUCUCGAGAGACAUGCUGGUGGACCGGGUCAGAGCUCGGCGAAUGUUGACUUCAGCACUAGCCAACGGAGCAAGAUUACUGGACUCUACCUGCUGCUUCUGUUGAGCAUGGGCGACAGCACUAGCUUCCACACAGUCUUGGAGGGUCUUGUUGAGGAGGCGAGCUUGAAGGGCAAGAGUGUUGAGGAUGACCCAUUCAUCAAAUACCCGGUUGAGUUGGAGAGGAACUUGAUGGAGGGAAGCUACGACAAGGUGUGGAGAGAGACCAACUCCGAGCGUGUGCCAUCGGAGGACUUUGCCUUGUUCUCUAGCGUCCUUGUUGGAACCAUCCGUAGUGAGAUCGCAGACUGCUCCGAGAAAGCCUACCCGUCCCUCCCGAUCUCCAACGCCAAGAACCUUCUUUUCCUCGACUCUGAGGGCGCCGUCAUUGAGUUCGCUCAGCAGCGCGGUUGGGUCCUUCGCGAUGGCCGGAUAUACUUCCCUGUCGAGCCGGAAUCGGCCGCACGCUCCGAGAAGGACAUCCUUGUGGCCAGUGGUACUGUCAUUGAGAAUACGAUAGGCUACGCUCGGGAGCUGGAGACGAUUGUUUAA
Molecule: messenger RNA, 2535 nt
Organism: Aspergillus wentii DTO 134E9
Lineage: Eukaryota; Fungi; Ascomycota; Eurotiomycetes; Eurotiales; Aspergillaceae
Exons: 4
Coding region: 1-2535 (844 amino acids)
Biological process (GO): proteolysis
Molecular function (GO): serine-type endopeptidase activity; tripeptidyl-peptidase activity
Source: RefSeq, a predicted model, not a curated record